AAUUCGGUUUCGGCGAUGCCAACGCCGGUGAGUGCGGCAAGGCAAUGUUUGACUGCGGAGUCGGCUCACGCGCUGGACGAGGCAGUGAGCGUGGCGCAACGAAGGGGACACUCCCAAACGACGUCGCUUCACGCGGUCUCAGCCAUCCUUUCCUUGCCUGCGUCGAUCCUACGCGACGCCUGUGGGCGUGCUCGGAGCUCUGCGUGCUCGCCUCGCCUUCAAUUCAAGGCACUGGAGCUUUGCCUCACUAUGUCACUCGACCGGCUCCCGUCGAGUCAACUUAGCGGCGACCCGCCAGUGUCGAACUCGCUAAUGGCAGCCAUCAAACGCUCUCAAGCGAACCAGAGGCGGCACCCGGACAACUUCCAUUUGUACCACCAAAUCUCUCAGCACCAGAGCGCCAUGUCCUGCAUCAAAGUCGAGUUACAACACUUGGUUCUGUCGAUUCUCGACGACCCGGUUGUUAGUCGGGUCUUCGGGGAAGCGGGUUUCCGGAGCUCCGACAUCAAGCUAGCCAUUCUCCGCCCACUGCCUCAGCAGUUCUUCAAAUACCCUCGUUCUAGAAUCCCGCCACUGUUUCUCUGCAACUUGACCGACAAUCCGGAUCCGGGUCUGACUCGACGAGGGCUCAGUUUCUCCUUCUCGGGCUUCCACAAUUUUCUGGAGGGAGACGAGAAUUGUAAGAGAAUUGCCGAGGUUUUGGGUAGGCCUAAGGGGAGGAAUCCUCUGCUUGUGGGUGCAUGCGCUCAUGAUACACUUGCAACCUUCGUUGAAAUUAUUGAAAGGAAGAAGAAUAAUAAUACCAAUUUACCAGUAAUAUUAUCUGGGUUAUGCGUAAUCUCCAUUGGAAAGGACAUAUCGAAGCUCAUAGAUGAAAAUUCUGCCAGGAGGACUGUAGACAUGAAAUUUGAAGAACUGAGUCGGUUAGUGGAUCGGAAUACGGGUCCUGGGUUGGUGGUAAAUUACGGGGAUUUGGAUUCAUUUCUGAGUUCUGAUAACAAUGGAGCUUUGAGUGGUGAAGUAGUAAACUACAUAUUUGCUCAUUUAACAAGGUUAUUGCAACUUCAUGACAAGGUAUGGUUGAUUGGUGCCACAGGAAGCUAUGAGACUUACUUGAAGUGUCUGAGUAGGUUUCCUUGUAUAGAGAAAGACUGGGAUAUGCAGCUCCUCCCCAUCAACUCUCUUAAGCCAUCAUUGCCUUCAUCUUACCCCAAAUCCAGCUUGAUGGGCUCUUUUGUUCCUUUUGGUGGGUUCUUUUCUUCGCCUUCCGACUCGAGAUGCUCACUAAGCACUUCAUAUCAGUGCAUACGCCGCUGUCAUCAAUGCAAUGAAAGGUGUGCAGAAGAAGUACUCUCUAAUUCAAAGGAAGGAACUGCUGCUUCUGUGGCAGAUCAGUACCAAUCUGGCUUGUCUUCUCGGUUGCAUAUGGCUGAGAUCAGCACAGACAAGAGAUUGGAUUUGACCAAAGAUGAUGGGAUGGGGUUAAGUACCAAAGUUGCAGAAGCUGAGAAGAAAUGGGACAAUAUAUGCCGUCGCCUUCAUCACACUUGGCCACCUGAGUCUAAUAUCUACUCCACCCAGUUUCCCACUGUUGUGGGCUCUCAGGUUGCUGAAGAGAAAGUUAAAAAUUGUGAUCGUAGCAGCAAUGAUUGUGUGGAAGUGAGUUCAAGCAGCUGCAUGAAUUUGCAGAAGAAUUCUAAAGUGCAGUCAGAUGUUCCUGCAUUUGCCAAGUCCAAGAACGAGAGUUUCCUAUCCAGAGCAGAAGAUCUCGGAUCAAGCAGUUGCAAAUCUCCUUGCGCUCAAUCGAAUUCAAGCAUUGGUGAUGGUUUCCUAACAUCUCCGACUUCUUUGACUUCUGUGAUCACAGACUUGGGUCUAGGAAUAACAUGCUUCAGUCCUACAAAUAAUGAAUUGAAGAAAUCAGAGAAUCAAAAUGGUAUGAAACUUACACAGGAGUUAUCAGGCUGCUUUUCAGCAAAUGUUGACAUCAGCAACGGGAGUAUCUCCGACGAUCAUGCUCGGUUUUCAUCCUCCUCAUGUCCAGUCUCAUGUGGGCGGUUUGAUCCAAUCAAUUUCAAAAUGCUCUACAAAGCUGUAACUGAAAGAGUUGGGUGGCAAGAUGAGGCUGUCCAUAUUAUUUGCCAAACUGUAGUUCAGUGUAGGGAAAGAAAUGAAACAUGCCGGGGGACUAAUCCAAGACGGGAUAUAUGGUUCAACUUUGCUGGACCUGAUCGGUGUGGCAAAAAGAAAAUUGCUGCUUCCCUUGCAGAGUUAAUAUAUGGAAGCAGGGAAAAAUUUAUCGCCGCUGAUCUAAGUUCUCAGGAUGCUAGCUAUGAUGCGAGGUUCAGAGGGAAGACUGUCAUUGAUUACAUCGCCGAGGAGUUGGGCAAGAGGCCCUUUGCCAUUGUCUUUCUUGAAUAUGUAGAUAAGGCCGAUUUGGUGGUUCAGAAUAGUUUGUCCCGGGCUAUUUGGAGUGGUAAAUUUCCAGAUUCUUAUGGGAGGGAAGUCAGCAUCAGUAAUGCAAUAUUUGUGAUUACUUCACCUACAGGCGACACUAGAAUCAUUUCUUCACCGGAGAAGCCGCCUACCUACUCCGAAGAAAGAAUACUGGGAUCAAAGGCCUGGCUAAAGACAAUGUUGAAUGAACAUACAGUUCAGGGAGAUACUAGCCAAAAUCUGAUUAUGUCCUUCACUGUGAGAAAAGGAGUCUGUGACCCCAUCUUUGCAAACAAAAGAAAGCUGUUUGGUCGGACUGAAAUUAUAGAGCAGAAUGAUGUCCCAGAUUUUGCAAAACGGGCUCAUAAAACAUCAAUGAAGAACCUAGACCUGAACAUCCCCUCUGGAGAGAAUGAGAUGCAGGAACAUAUUGACUUUGAUUCCAUGUAUGAGAACCCCAAGGCUUGGUUGCAAGAUUUCCUUGACCGGGUGGAUAAAACAGUGGUUUUCAAGCCCUUCGAUUUUGAUCGUCUUGCAAACAGCCUGUUGGCUAAAAUCAGUAACACCUUCCACAGUAUUGCUGGCUCGGAGUGUAUGCUGGAGAUCGAGUCGAAAGUCAUGGAGCAAUUACUGGCAACUGCAUACUGUUCUGAAAGGAAAGAAGUGGUGGAAAAUUGGGUGGAGCAAGUCCUUAGCAGGGGAUUUGUGGAAGUGCAGAAAAGGUACAAUCUUGAUUCUAAUUCUGUGGUUAAACUAGUUUGCCAUGAAGGCCUUGGCUUGGAUGAGCAAAUGCCAAAAGUCUACCUUCCUUUGAAAAUCCUAAAGCAUUAACUGUGGUCGAAAAGUUUGUUAUUGUAGUUAUAUGUACAAUUUAGUCUUUAGUGCUAGUGAAUCUUGUUUAGCCUGUUAGUCCCCAUGGUUCCAAUGGGUUUUUGCAGGUUUGAAUUAGGAUUUGUUAUGAUAUUAUACAUAAUCUCUAGUUAGUGGUUGCCUGAUAUAAGGUUGGAUAGUUGUAUGUAUCAAUAGUAGUAUUUUUUUUGGUGAUUUCUGUCACUCAAGUUGUGUAAGCGCUUAUAUAUAUACCUCUUGAAAAUAAAUUUUUAUCUUAAUAUGAGAAAGAAUAAUAAAGUUUGGUCAU
Molecule: messenger RNA, 3574 nt
Organism: Tripterygium wilfordii
Lineage: Eukaryota; Viridiplantae; Streptophyta; Magnoliopsida; Celastrales; Celastraceae
Product: protein SMAX1-LIKE 6-like
Exons: 3
Coding region: 16-3267 (1083 amino acids)
Molecular function (GO): ATP hydrolysis activity; ATP binding
Source: RefSeq, a predicted model, not a curated record